Molecule: messenger RNA, 2031 nt
Organism: Serinus canaria (Common canary)
Lineage: Eukaryota; Metazoa; Chordata; Aves; Passeriformes; Fringillidae
Gene: SLC6A5
Product: solute carrier family 6 member 5
Exons: 16
Coding region: 247-2031 (594 amino acids)
Biological process (GO): sodium ion transmembrane transport; glycine import across plasma membrane; synaptic transmission, glycinergic
Cellular component (GO): membrane
Molecular function (GO): glycine:sodium symporter activity
Source: RefSeq, a predicted model, not a curated record
AAAAUUCCCGCUUUGCAAAGCACAGACGGGGACGCUCCGCUGAGCCUCGGUAAGAGCACGCUGGAGCAAAACAACGCCAAGGGCGCCUGGGUGACCUUGAGCCAGAGCACGGUGGUGCUAGGCGCAGAUGGCAACACUUCUGUUCUCCCCGGCAGAGUGGAGGGGGUGACCGUGCCCGAAGACGAUGUGGGGGAUGAAAAUAAAGCCCGAGGGAACUGGUCUAGCAAGCUGGAUUUCAUCCUCUCCAUGGUGGGUUAUGCAGUGGGGCUGGGCAAUGUCUGGAGGUUCCCGUACCUGGCCUUUAAGAAUGGGGGAGGUGCGUUUCUCAUCCCCUAUUUGAUGAUGUUGGCUCUAGCUGGGAUCCCCAUUUUCUUCCUGGAAGUCUCCCUGGGGCAGUUUGCUAGUCAGGGCCCCGUGUCGGUGUGGAAAGCCAUCCCCGCCCUGCAAGGCUGCGGCAUCGCCAUGCUGAUCAUCUCGGUGCUGAUCGCCAUUUACUACAACAUCAUCCUCUGCUACACCCUCUUCUACCUGUUCGCCUCCUUCGUGCCCGUGCUGCCCUGGGCUUCCUGUAACAACCCCUGGAACACGCCAGACUGUAAAGAUAAAAACAAACUUUUGCUAGAUUCCUGCAUUAUUGGCGACCACCCAAAAAUACAAAUCAAGAACUCUACUUUCUGUAUGAGUGCCUAUCCAAAUCUAACCAUGGUUAACUUCACCAGGGAAGGAAACAAAACGUUUGUCAGCGGGAGUGAAGAAUACUUCAAGUACUUUGUAUUGAAGAUUUCAGCUGGGAUUGAAUAUCCUGGUGAGAUUAGAUGGCCCUUGGCAUUAUCUCUUUUCCUGGCUUGGGUGAUUGUUUAUGCCUCCCUUGCUAAAGGAAUCAAGUCAUCAGGAAAAGUUGUGUACUUCACAGCCACAUUCCCCUACGUGGUUCUCAUCAUCCUGCUGAUAAGAGGGGUGACUCUGCCUGGAGCUGGAGAUGGCAUCUGGUACUUCAUCACACCCAAGUGGGAGAAGCUGAUUGAUGCUAUGGUUUGGAAGGAUGCUGCCACUCAGAUUUUCUUCUCCUUAUCUGCAGCCUGGGGAGGUCUAAUCACCCUCUCUUCCUACAACAAAUUCCAUAAUAACUGCUACAGGGACACACUGAUAGUGACGUGUACCAACAGUGCCACGAGUAUCUUUGCAGGCUUUGUCAUCUUCUCAGUUAUUGGCUUCAUGGCAAACGAGCUCAAAGUGAAUAUUGAAGCUGUGGCAGACCAAGGUCCUGGGAUUGCUUUUGUGGUUUACCCAGAAGCCUUAACUAGGCUGCCCCUCUCUCCCUUCUGGGCCAUAAUAUUCUUUUUGAUGCUUCUAACUCUUGGAUUAGACACCAUGUUUGCCACCAUCGAGACCAUCGUGACCUCGGUGUCGGACGAGUUCCCCAAGUACCUGCGCACGCACAAGGCUCUGUUCACUCUGGGCUGCUGCGUGUCCUUCUUCAUCAUGGGCUUUCCCAUGAUCACUCAGGGUGGAAUGUACAUGUUGCAGCUUGUGGACACUUAUGCAGCCUCUUACUCUCUUGUCAUUAUUGCCAUCUUUGAGCUUGUUGGAGUUUCCUACAUCUACGGAUUGCAAAGAUUUUGUGAAGAUAUAGAAAUGAUGAUUGGAUUCCAGCCAAGUAAAUUCUGGAGAGUCUGUUGGGCAUUUGUGACCCCAACUAUUUUAACAUUUAUCCUCUGCUUCAGUUUUUACCAGUGGGAACCCAUGACUUAUGGAGCUUACCACUACCCAGGCUGGUCCAUGGUGCUCGGCUGGCUGAUGCUGGCCUGCUCAGUCAUCUGGAUCCCAGUGAUGUUUGUGAUAAAAAUGCAUCUAGCCCCAGGAAAAUUUAUUGAGAGGCUCAAGCUGGUGUGCUCCCCCCAGCCCGACUGGGGCCCCUUCCUGGCCAAGCACCGCGGCGAACGGUACAGGAACAUGAUUGAUCCGCUGGGAACCUCCUCCCUGGGGCUGAAACUGCCAGUGAAGGAUAUGGAACUGGGGACCCAAUGCUAA